This is a messenger RNA of Drosophila persimilis, 4525 nucleotides long. It is a transcript of the gene Fancd2, whose product is annotated as Fanconi anemia group D2 protein. Lineage: Eukaryota; Metazoa; Arthropoda; Insecta; Diptera; Drosophilidae. Gene Ontology annotation, cellular component: condensed chromosome; nucleus. Gene Ontology annotation, biological process: mitotic intra-S DNA damage checkpoint signaling; interstrand cross-link repair; homologous chromosome pairing at meiosis. Gene Ontology annotation, molecular function: DNA polymerase binding. The transcript has 14 exons. The coding region runs from base 1 to 4476 and encodes 1491 amino acids. The record is from RefSeq and is a predicted model, not a curated record.
AUGUACCGCAAAUACAAGAAACGUGGCCAGAAGCCACUGAAUACAAUCGAUGAAAAUAGGUCAAUCAAGAUACCACGUCCGGCGGACAACGAAACCGGCGACAGAACGGAUGUUUCUGUGACGUCUUUUGGCAGUGGCAGCGAGGAGAACAUACCGGCCUCUCAGGAGCAUACGCAACGCUUUCUAUCACAGCACAGUGCCAUCCUGGCCGCAACUCUGGGACGCACACAGUCCUCCAGCCGGAACCCGUUGAGUCUGUCGCGGCAGCCAAACAACUUUUUCGAGCUUGUCCUGAUACGAGCCGGGGUGCAAUUGGAUCAGGGGGACACCCUUGUGCUGUCCUGUGACCAUGUCUCGAUAGUUUCAAAGUUGCGGGAAAUAUUCAUGAGUGCCCCGUCCUAUGCCGACAAGGUGGAGACCUUCAAGUCGGGUCUCAACACUGCCAUGGCGCCCAAGUCCAAGUUGUCGCAGAAACUUCUGACAGGCUGCACUGUGGAUGCAGCUGGAGAGGAGCAGAUAUAUCAGUCGCAGAACAGCAUGUUCAUGAACUUUCUGAUGAUCGAUUUUAUGCGGGAUCCCUGCCUGGAGGUGCUCCUGAACCGAAUGGAAGAGGUGGCCACAUCGGAUCAUGUUAUCACGGGCCAGGGUGCUAUUGCAAUGCCAUUGCUGCCUCUGAUGCUGGCCCAGAUGCGCUAUCUGUCUCUUGCCCACAAGGAGCAGAUCUAUCAGCGCAUCGAGGGUAUCUUCAACAGAGCCACCGACUCGUCUAAAUUGGAUAUAAUCAGCAAUGCCGAGUUUGUGCUCGAUGCCAGCAUGCACGAUGCAUUUGUCGAGCUGCUCUUUAUCAACUAUUCCUGCAGCGAAGAGCUCUUCCAUAUGAUCACAGUGCACACAUUGAGCAACCUUUCGCUCUCAGCCAAGACCCAAGACAAGCUGCGCCUGCGCAUUCUAGAGUUCACAACAAGUGGCGCCUGUCCAGACACGACAUUGCCGCACCUUAUACGGCUUUUGCUGAACAGUCUCAAACUGGACACAGAUGAUAGUGUGCGGGAACUGGUUUCCACACUGCGCGAAAUAUUUAACUGGCGUCACAGAGCUCUUAAUGAAAGUAGCGCACCGGCGGCAGCCAACGAUAAGAAGUCGCAAUUGGACCUUUUUGGCUUUCUGGAACUAGGCCUAAUACGCUCCAAGCGAUUCUAUCAAAUGUGGCAGAGACUAAUAGCGAGUUUGCCCGCAGACGGAUUCACUGCCCUGGACCUAAUAAUGCUUUUGUUGCUGAUUCAUGUGAAUGAAGAUAACUCCUUGUACAUUGAGAAUAUUCUUCGCCGUCGCAUAAAGCUGAACCAAAUCUCAGUAAACAUUCUAGAGGGCGUUAAGCUGCACUAUCCGCAUAUUUUGGAGCAACAUAUUAGCACGCUGAUGCACAUACUGCACGACUUUAUGUGCGAGAAGAACGUAGCUGUCUCAGAGUUUGCAAAAUCCUCGUACAGCGUGCUCUUUAAGAUUUUUACCUCAAUUCAGAAGAAUAUUCUGAGGAAGCUGCUGGAGCUGGCCUGUGACAAGUCGUCCCAGCAUCUAACCACAAUGGCAUUGCAUUUGCUGCGCGAGCUGCUGCGCAAGAGCUUCAAGGAUGUGCAGAACUGUGCGCCUCUCUUCCUGCCAAUGCUAGAUCGAUUGAGUGACCUAACACUGCCGCAGACUCGCCUGGCCAUGGAAAUCCUGUGCAAUUUGGCUUUUCCCGAGCCAAAACUACCCGAGUCAGGGCCGCUGCAGGAGCAAGUCGAAAUGGUGGUGAAAAAGCAGCUGAUAAAUCGAACCGAAUAUGUGAAGAAGCAAGGCAUCAUUGGCAGCGUGCAGCUAAUAAAUGCCAUUUCAUGCACUGAGAAGAAGAGUUUGGACGACGAGGACGAGGAUGGGAACUUCUCCCCCGUUGUGGAUUCCAUAGACGGUCUGCCCGACGGUCGCCCCAAAGUGGCAGCCAAUUUGAUAACUCUCACCGAAUCAUCCAUCAUGAACAGUGCUGAGUCCCUGGCGCUGUUCUACGAAGAGUUGGCCACGGUUAUUUCUCAGAGAUGUCCCAUAUCUUCAUACUGGAACGAUAGAGGUUUCACCAUGUGGCUCUGUGAGCUGAUGACCUUUCGCUUUCAGCAGAGCUUCGCUACCGAGAACACUCCAAAGCCGAUCAAGGGUAUCCAGUUGGAAUAUCAAAAGAAUAUCAACGAGCUGGACGAAUCGAAUGUUAACACGGAAUCGGAGGUUCUCAGCAUUGGCAUAAAUAUAUCCGAGCUUGUCUUGUCGCCCAAAAACGAUGCCACUGAGUCGAUAUAUGUGAUGACGCCGCUGUUUUACCUUGUGCGAAUGCUACACCAGAAUAGCUACCGUGGCAGCCUGGAGAUGAUCAAUGCCUUGCUUGGUUGCGCAAUUGUACUGCCCUCGUUUUUCGAGGACGACAACUACAUGGCCAUCUUCGACAACUAUGACGGGGAGCAGCAGAAACAUAUACUCAGCAUCUAUUUCCAUACUAUCAACUGGAUAAGAGUCACAAUCAGUGCUUUCGCCACUCAGAUACAUCGUGGCACUCGCGAACGAGUGCUGCUACGUCUGGGCGAAUUAAUACGCAUACAGCAGAGGGUCAAGUCGCUCUUGACCCAUGCGCCUGCUGACUUUGUAGCUCCUCCAUAUCAGUUCCUCGACUAUUCAAAGCAGAAAGUCACUCUCCAGAAACGGCAGGGCGGCAAACCCCCCGGAGCCAAGGCCCAUGAGACCCCAAUGGAGGAGGACGACACCUGUAAUCACACCACACUGGCGGACUUUACCAUCAAGGUGGCUCCCUGCAAGACCAACAAAACCAAAAUAGACUUUGAGCAACUGUACGGACCACGGGAGAAGUACAGACCCAUGGAUGUUCGCAUUUUGGUGUUGCUGGAGAAGCAAGAGCUAUCCUUGAACUAUCCGCUGGAGGAUAAGGAAAAAGGAAACGCCUUAGGGCUGCUGGAGCUACGUUUCCUGCUCGAAGAUGUGGUCCAGAAACUAAAGGCCACAGUCCAUGACCAGCAGGACUCGCUUGAUUCAGUUUUUCUCCAUCCGCAUCGUGUCAGUCCAGAGAGCUUUAUACAUGAUAUAUGUAAAUCGAUGGUUGAUUUAAACAAUCACCUAAACGUCCUAGCCAAAGCUAUAGAUGAGGAGUUGGCUAAAGUCAACAAUGUGUAUAGCAAUUUGGAUCUGUUCAAGGAACGAUUCAACUACAUCAAGACCUGCUUUGGCCUAUGCAUUCAAUACUUUGCCUUGUACUUCUCCUGGAGCGGAUGGAGCGAUGAGACGCACGCCAAAGAGCUGCACGAAUCCCUGUACAUAUUUCACACAUCACAUCUUCCGAGUCAGGAGGCCCGGAAAUAUAAAAAGCAAACUAUUCCCCAACUGGCCACCUUGAAUUUCGACUACUUUUUGAAGUACGAGAAAUCGGUACUAAACCUGAGUACGGCUGUUCAACUGCACCGACUGCUGUGCAGUCUGCGGAAACUGGGAGCCACUGGGGACGAUGCCAGUCAGUCGAGGUCCCGGCUAGCCGAAGAUACACGCGUACUCUGCGACAAGUUGCUGCGCCGUAAGUGGUUCCACUUCUCAAGCAACCUGGACAAAGGAGCCCAGUGUAAUAUAUAUCUAGAUGAGCUGGUUAAGGGUUUCCUCAAGGACUCUACCUUUGCGCGGCAGAACGAACUUCUGAAUGAGCUAAUCAAGGAGUGCAAGAUACUAAACACAAAGGACAAGGCACUGAUUUCCUUUCCCAACUUCAAGAAAGCCAACUUUCCGUUGCUGUUUCGUGGAUUGUGUGAGGUGCUAAUUCACUCGCUGAAUGCUGAACUGAGCGGGAACAAGGAAGGAGAUCGCCUGAGGCUGUGGGAGUCAACGGUGGACUUGCUGAAUGGAUUGCUCAAUAUAGUGCAGCUUGUGGAGCAGCCCCGUAAUUUCGGGCUAUUCCUCAAACAUUCACAGCUAUUUCUGAAGCUUCUGCUGCAACGUGGCGUGUCCGUGCUGGAGACGAUAGUGCGUGAGGAUCCAGAGAGGCUGACCAAGUUUCUCCACGAGCUGCAGAAGGUGACCAGGUUCCUGCACCAGCUAUGCUGUCAUUCGAAGUCCAUCAAAAAUACCGCCAUCAUAAGCUACAUUCCCAGUCUUCGCGAAACCAUAGAGACGCUGGUAUUUCGAGUCAAGGCUCUCCUGGCGGCCAACAACUGUCACUCCGCCUUCCACAUGGGCAAUAUGAUCAACAGAGACCUGCAUGGGGACUCUAUCAUCACGCCAGUGGGCUCCUUCGUCAGCGAGGAGAACAGCGACGAAGAGCUGCCCGCAGACGAUACCAGUGUGGACGAGACAGUAAUAGGAGCGGACAUUGGCAUCAGCAACAUUAGCUCCGGCACCAGACCGAGCACCAGUGGAACUCGCAGCAAGUCCUCGUCGCGCAGUAAAUGUUUCUAAAUAUUGUUAAGCUUUAAGUUUCCAAAAAUAAAGCGUAAUUUAUUUUUGA